CUUUGUAACACGACUGUCGCAUAUUCACCGCUCGAAGUUUGGGAGAACGUUACUCCGGCUCCUUCCCCGGAUGGCGAUACGCUAGUGAGCGGGUCGAUGUUCAUCCCCGCAUCAUGUCCGAUGCACCCUCGGGGCUUCAUUCGGCAAGUAUAAACUUCGCAAUGCUGUCAUUUCGCGAUGUAGUCUUUCACUGCGACUGCAUCAUUGAUCAUCGCUGUAGGGAGUAGCAUCGACGCAUUCACCGCAUAUAAUCGCUUCUCAUCUCAUCUUCACCGUUUACACGUUCGCACAUUAGUGCGCCAAAGUCCCAGAAUCCCAUAACGAAUUCCAAUAGUACAUUGACGCGAUGCCAAAAACAGAUGUUCUCAUAUCCGGUUCCGGUUCAGCUGGUAUCUUCGCAGCGACUUGGCUGGCAAUCUACAACAUACCAUUCACGAUCCUUGAACGACGUCCUGGUCCACUAAAGAUUGGCCAAGCCGAUGGCGUGCAAGUGCGCACAGUAGAGAUCUACGAGUCAUUUGGUUUAUCGGAAGAUCUGUUGCGAGAAGCGUAUCAUAUUUUGGAGGUAUGCUUCUGGGGCGUGGACGAAGAUGGCAGUGGAAAUGAGCAUGGCGGCAUCAAGAGGAAGAGCAGAUCCAUCGAUACGGAGAAGGGCUUGAGUCAUUUACCGCAUGUGAUUUUGAACCAAGCGCGUAUGAACGGCCUGAUGUUGGAAAAGAUGGAGACCAUCUUGAAAGAGAAGGGAAAGUGGAAAGAAGGUACGAGCAACGGGAUCGAGUACGGCUGGGCCGUCAAGAGCGUGGACAUAGAUGAGAAGAGGAAGAACGACGCAAACGCGCACUGCGUCAAGGUAACCGCUGAGAAAGAUGGCAAAGAGGAAGUCUGGGAAGCGAAAUACGUCUUAGGCUGCGAUGGCGCGCAUUCCACCAUUCGGAAAGCCCUCGACAUUCGCAUGCUCGGCGACUCUUCCGAUACCGUCUGGGGCGUCAUGGACAUUUACCCACUUACAACCUUCCCCGACAUCCGCCGCAAAUGCACCAUACACAGUACCGCCGGCAAUCUCAUCAUUAUUCCACGCGAAGGCGGUCAGCUGGUCCGAUUCUACAUCCAACUUCCAGCUGGUGUGCAGCCCAAGUCAGUGAAGCUAGCCGAUUUGCAAGACCAGACUCGCAGAAUCUUUGCGCCGUAUACCAUGGACUUUGCAGAUGUCUUUUGGUGGAGUGCAUACAGUAUCGGUCAACGCCUCGCUGAAGUGUUUCAUGCGCAUAAUCGUGUGUUCUUGACGGGCGAUGCGUGUCAUACGCAUUCACCCAAAGCAGGUCAGGGGAUGAACGUGUCGCUUCAAGACGGCUACAAUAUCGGCUGGAAGCUUGGCUCCGUUCUUUCUGGUCUCUCACCUCCUUCCCUGCUAUCUACAUACGUCUCCGAACGCAGUAAGACGGCAGCAGACCUUAUCGCUUUCGACAAAGAGCUUGCGAAGAUGAUUAGCAGGAAAGAUCGGUAUGAAGGCGAGUUUGCGAACUACUUUCGGAAGAGUGGAAGAUAUAUGGCGGGGUUCACAGCGAGGUACGAGGACACUGCUAUUACGAGGGGGAUGGACAGAGAGGAAAGUGCGGCUACGGCGGUCACGGUGGGGAUGCGCUUUCCAAGUGCGCAGGUGAUACGGUUUUGCGACUGUAAAGCUGUGCAAUUGAUGAGUGUUCUGAGGAGCGAUGGUAGGUGGCGCGUCGUGGUGUUUGGUGGAGAUAUCAAUCAAGCGCAGCAUCACAAGCGGCUGGACAAGCUAGCAAAAGCGCUUGAAUCUAUCGCAAGCCGAUAUACCCCGGCAGGGCAACACAUCGACAACGUCAUCGAGACGCUCCUCGUGUUGAACAGCAAGUUCACAGAAACCGAACAAGAAAGCAUACCCGACUACUUCUGGCCAAAAAGUGGGAAGUGGGAUAUACGCGAUCUUCACAAAACGUUCGUCGACGACGACCAUUACAACUCCGGUCAUGGUCACGCGUACGAAAAAUAUGGUGUGAAACCCGAUGUUGGCGCCGUCAUCAUUGUGAGACCUGAUCAAUAUGUAUCCAAAGUGACGACCCUGAACGACUAUGAUGGCAUCGCAGAGUUCUUUGCAGACUGUCUGAUCGAAUCGGCGUUCACAUCGAUUGCGGGCGUAGAUGCAAAGUUGUGAUUCAUUUUGAUGGCUAUCAACUCCGCCGGCAUCGGCGGCGGAGCUAGAAUGUUUGGAAGAGGGCGAGACUAGCGAGUAUAAAUACCUCACAUCUGUCCAAACUCACCUUCCAUAUCCUUACCUUGCGUUUUUCCAAAAUCUGGUAUUCCACCAUAUAUUUAUGGGCUUCCUGGUCUUUUCCAAAAUCCGUUUCUUCGAGAUCUAUGGAGCAGUGGUCGGUUUUGCUCGGAAUGAGCUCCUUCCACACACAUGUUUCUCAGCAGUCACCUUUUCUUCCAAGAUGUCAAGAUCGAUGCCUCUUGCUGUUCGAGAACUGCUGUACUUUUUGUCGAAAGCCAUUCAUGGAGGACGGCUUCGCCCAACGUUUCACUGUUUCCAAAGAAUCGCCAGUGGCGCUUGAUGGUGCUCGUGGUCAGAAAUCCAUGUGUUUCGUAUUCUGCACUUUUGGAGGUUUCCGAAGCCACGUCCCG
Molecule: messenger RNA, 2649 nt
Organism: Alternaria rosae
Lineage: Eukaryota; Fungi; Ascomycota; Dothideomycetes; Pleosporales; Pleosporaceae
Product: FAD binding domain-containing protein
Exons: 4
Coding region: 347-2179 (610 amino acids)
Molecular function (GO): FAD binding
Source: RefSeq, a predicted model, not a curated record